This is a messenger RNA of Caenorhabditis elegans, 1344 nucleotides long. It is a transcript of the gene F53H4.4, whose product is annotated as Mab-21 domain-containing protein. Bases 59 to 886 code for a protein of 275 amino acids. The record is from RefSeq and is marked reviewed. The transcript has 4 exons. NCBI's taxonomy places the organism in Eukaryota, Metazoa, Nematoda, Chromadorea, Rhabditida, Rhabditidae.
UGGGUAAAGCUUGAGUAUCAAAGUAAUCAGUGUUUCUAUAUUAAAAAAGGUAAUAAUAAUGGGAAUGACUCCCGCACAAGAAGUAAUAAGUUAUCUAAUAAACGCUGCAAUUGGUGUCUCCUCUACUUCGAGCCGUCCAUUUCGAGAUGCACCACCUGGGUGCCCGGAUACACUUCUUGUACAGUGUGUGAAGUGGUUUUUUCGAAAUGGAGAUUUUUCAAAUUUCUAUGAGGACAUCAAGUAUUUGGUGAAAGGGAAAUCACUUGCUGGAUUCGUCAACAGUCACUUAAUGGUGUGCCCGGAACUUAUCAGAAUUAUUGUGGAAAAUGCGGAUAACAAAUCGCGACGAGUAAAAUUUCUAAUCAAAAAAGAUGAAUUUGCAAUAUGCGUUGGACGCGGCCGACUUAUUACAUUUCCAUUUACCAAAGACAUGGAAGAACCCGCAUGUAUACUUGCAGAGUACACCGAAUUGCUCUUCUCCUUUCCACAUUAUGAUAUCGAGUAUUCAUUUGAAGGUAGCUACGGACUCAGCCGGAAUAUGGACCUCACAGAAACCCACAUCAUGCUUCUCAGCAAACUAACACCCAGUAUGUUUGCUGAAAAGGCGCGUCCAAGGAGGGUCCGUGAAAGAAAUGGUCGACUCGCUGUCCGAAUGAGCAGAAUCUCUUGGAAUCGAAGUGGUCUCUACUACAACGCCAUAAUUCAGUUUUUUGAAUCACUCCGCGGAACUGUAAUCACACAAGGCGAACAACCAUUAUGUGAGAAGUCUGUGACUUAUCAGGAAAUGUUGAAGCACACGUUGGCUCACCCCGGGGUACAUCAGUUGGACAGUCGGCCCAACUUUCAGUGGAAGAUCUCAAUGAGGAAGACUCGAAAAAAUGAUUGAUUUAUUUCUGAAAGUUGUGAUGAGUUGUGAUUGACUGAGCUCUGUAGACUUGGGUUGCCGGUUCAGGACGAGUAGAAAAAUGCUUCCACAAGAUUUUGUAUUCAACCUAAAAAGUUAUCCUGAAUCUCAUACAAAGCUCUACUGUGUAUUGUGUGUUUUUUGUUUGCUGUUCCUAGUCUACUAGAUUCGUCUCAUUUUUCGACCUCUAUCAUUCUUAUUAACAUUUGCAAUUAUUUUGCAGUCACCAAAUCUCCCUGCUGCUGGCACAUCACAUUUAAAAAGUCUUUAUGCCUGCCUACGCCUUAUAUUUUUUUGUACAAAUGUUCAAAUGCCCAUUUUCUUUCGCUGCAUGUACUGUGUCUUCUUUUCAUCUCGUGUUGAUCCACCAAUGUGUGCUAAAAUGCACAGAAUUUGAGUUUCUUCAAAUUUUUGUAUUCAAUGAAGAUUUUGAAGUAAAA